AUGUCUUUGAUAAAUACAAAAAUAUUAAAAGUGAAACCAGAGGCAAUAAUAUUUGACAAGAAUGAUGUGCUACCGACAAUAACGAAUGAAGAAACUGAGAAAAACUUGAAUAUAGCAGCAAAUGAGUUGAUAAAUACUAAUAAUGCAAUUGGAUUCCCAACUGAAACCGUUUAUGGAUUAGCAGGGUCUGCAUUAAAUGAUGCAUCAGUAAAAUCAAUAUACAAAGCUAAGAAUAGACCAGCUGAUAACCCUUUAAUAGUACAUAUAUCAUCAAUUGAUCAAUUAAAGAGAAAAUUAUAUAAUCAAGAAAUACCCAAAAUAUAUCAACCUUUAAUAGAGAAAUUUUGGCCGGGGCCAUUAACAAUAUUAUUACCAAAUAAUCCAAAAGAAAGUCCAAUAUCGUCAUAUGUCACUGCUAAUCAAGAUACUUUUGCCGUUAGAAUGCCUAAACAUCCAGUUGCAAGAGCUUUAAUUGCAAUUAGUGAUAUUCCCGUAGCUGCUCCAUCAGCAAAUGCAUCUACUAAACCUAGUCCAACAUUAGCUCAACAUGUAUAUUAUGAUUUAAAUGGGAAAAUACCUUUAAUUCUAGAUGGUGGCGCAUGUGAUGUGGGUGUUGAAUCAACUGUUAUUGAUGGAUUAAGUAAUCCGCCAAUGUUAUUAAGACCAGGUGGUAUUUCAUUAGAACAAAUAAAAGAAGUAGGAGGUGAAAUUUGGAAAGAUAUAAUAGUGGUUAAAAGAACAGCAGAAAAAUCUGAACCUGUCAAGACACCAGGUAUGAAAUAUAGACAUUAUUCACCAAAUGCAAAAGUUGUAUUAUUUAUAAAUUGUAAAAAUGGUAAAAAUGCAAUUGAAGAGUAUAUAAAAAAGAAUCAAUUACAAAAUAAAAACAUUGCAUUAUUAAAAUCAAAAUAUUUUGAAGAUUACCCUGGCUUAAUUAAUAAAAAUCUUGGUACAUCGGGCCAUGAAAUAUCGCAUAAUUUAUUUAAAUAUUUAAGAGAAGUUGAUGAAGAGUUAAAAGUGGAUUUAAUUAUGGUUGAAGGUAUUGAUGAAACUGAAGAAGGUUUAGCUAUAAUGAAUAGAUUAAAUAAAGCUGCAAUGGAAGUUAUAAAAAAUUAG
Molecule: messenger RNA, 1116 nt
Organism: Insectozyma verbasci
Lineage: Eukaryota; Fungi; Ascomycota; Pichiomycetes; Serinales; Debaryomycetaceae
Source: the annotation of a GenBank genome assembly